AUGACAUCGUGUUUAGAUAAUACUGUAGACAUGAUGAACAAUGAUGAAGAAAUACGUCUAUUAUCUGCUGAAAUAGCACUAUUAAAUGUUGAAUUGAAUAAAAAAUGUGCUUUAUUGAAAAAAAAACAGAAGCAAUGCUUGACUAAAGUCGACAUUAACCGUUAUAGCAGACAGAUCAUUUUACCAGAAAUUGGUGUUGAAGGACAAAAAAAAUUAAAAACCGCAAGCGUUCUUAUAAUUGGCGUUGGUGGCCUAGGAUGUCCAUCAUCAAUGUAUUUAGCAAGUGCCGGAGUUGGUACAAUUGGACUAGUUGACUACGAUGAAGUGGAACUUAGUAAUUUGCAUAGACAGUUGUUGCAUGCACAGUGUAAUGUUGGUAUGCGAAAAGUUGAGUCUGGCAAAUUAUCAUUAAAUCGUAUGAAUGAGGAUGUUAAUAUUGUUGUCCACGACGUUCAAUUGGAUGGUCAUAAUUCAUUGGACAUUUUUAAACAGUAUGAUGUAAUUAUAGAUGCUAGUGAUAAUUUGGUUACUCGAUAUAUAAUUAAUGAUACUUGUGUAAAAGCUGGUAAGCCUUUAGUCUCCGGAUCAGCUAUACAUUGUGAUGGGCAACUGACCGUUUAUAACUACAAAGGAUCUGUAUGCUUUAGAUGUUUGCAUCCAAAACCACAAUCCCCUGAAACUGUAGGAAAUUGUGCUUCAGCAGGUGUUUUGGGUCCAGUUCCCGGGGUUAUUGGUGUUCUACAAGCAAUGGAAACUAUCAAAAUUAUUGUUGAUCACCCAAAUGUAUUACAUAACAGUUUAUUGUUAUAUGAUGGAGGGGAUUGUGAGUUUAAAAAAAUUAAAUUAACAAAUGUAAAACGAAAUGGAUGUAUAUGUACAAAAAAUCCAGAAGAUAUAACAAUAACCAUGGACUAUGAAGAAUUUUGUGGAUCAAAAGCAAAUGAUAAAUUCAAAACUCUUAAUUUGCUGAAAGAAAAUGAACGUAUAACAGUUUUAGAUUUAAACGAAUUAGUAUCUACAAAAAAUCCAUUUUUGAUGAUAGAUGUACGUAAAAAAGUAGAAUAUGACAUGUGCCAUUUACCUUUUUCUAUAAAUAUUCAGCUAAGUGAUUUAAAAAGUAAAGAUACUCGUUCUAAGUUGAUCGAAAAAAUUAAUUCAUUUAGUAAUAUGACACCAAAUUUGAUUACUAUUUGUCGUCGAGGCAAUGAUUCUCAAAGAGCUGUAGAUGAGUUAAAGAAAUACACUGAGAUAACAGACAAAGUCAAAUGGAUAAAAGAUGUCAUUGGAGGAUUAUAUGAAUGGAGUAUGCAAGUGGACAAAAACUUUCCAAUAUAUUAA
Messenger RNA from Macrosiphum euphorbiae (potato aphid), 1338 nucleotides. Lineage: Eukaryota; Metazoa; Arthropoda; Insecta; Hemiptera; Aphididae. The record is from the annotation of a GenBank genome assembly.